This is a messenger RNA of Anopheles arabiensis, 3177 nucleotides long. RefSeq lists its product as uncharacterized. Lineage: Eukaryota; Metazoa; Arthropoda; Insecta; Diptera; Culicidae. The transcript has 2 exons. Bases 1064 to 3028 code for a protein of 654 amino acids. The record is from RefSeq and is a predicted model, not a curated record.
UUCUUCGGUCUCGAGUCAUCGGAUUCGAUGCACGUGCUUCCGUAAACGCGCCCCUCGGGUCGUUCGGUGCGAAUUGCGGCUGGGUAGCAAACCUUUACGGUGUAUGUGCGGUUCCAGUACUUACGUACGCAGCAUCUAUGAGCGAGUGGGGGAAGGGAGCACGCAUCAUAGAGUGAGUUUGUUGUGCGAAUGCUCUAAGCUGGCCAGGGGAAAAAGUAAGGAAAGAAUAAGCGUAUAAAUUUAGUGUGAAAUUCAAGCUUUGCGGAUAUUGUUAGUGACAGUGUGUGUGUGUGCUACAUUGUGUGUUUAUGGAGUUGCACCAAAGGAAGAUGAAACGUGGCCGAAGAUCGCUUGUACAGUGUUGUAACGAAGGCUAAACCGUUUGUUGAUGAGAUAAAAUGGGGAAAAAUACGCGAUCCUAAAUGAAGCAGUGCGGUGUAGCAUAAGCAUUGAUUUUCUCGUCGGUGAAUUAAGCCUACCGUGCCGCGUCCAAUCCAAUCAACCGAUCGAGUGAGCAAAGUGUAGAUACAGAAACCAUAGUGCCGUUUCUAGUGGAUCGUUCCCUUUGCGGGGUUUUUGUGCUAGCAGGCGCAAGUGAAUACCAGAUCACUCAUAUUAUUCAGUUAGUGCAGGUGGUUUACUGUGUAUGCAAAGUGGCACGGGGCAGCAAACUUGCGUGUUUACAUCAGCCUGGGUCGGCAAGAGAUCGCGUACUGCAUCAGUAAGGCUGCAUUCUUCAAGAACCCCUUCCGGCAACCCUUAUCAACGGCGACAAUCGGCAAGGACAAGGAGUUAUUAAUGUCACACCGCCCCCUAGCCCCCGCCCACCAUUGAGUAAUCACGCUGACAAUGAGCAGAGCGUGCAGGGCGCUGCGUACACACCUCGGCUAAGGCAGUUCGGCGUCCCAAGCCAAGUGACUAAAGUUCAGCGGAACGCGGGCUUACUGCGCAAGGUGACAAGUGGUUCGCUGCUAACGGCAAGGAUGAGUCCCUCGUUCGUCAUCAGCCAGAUAAGCGCUUGGAAGCAGCAACAACCACAACAACAAAACCCCCGCAAGCCCUAAUGCCGGCGAUGGCCCACAGGUGCACCACGCCCGCCGCCACAUCUUCACCACCAAGCGCACCCAGCUCAUCGCCGUCACCGUUUGCCGCCCGGGAAGGGCCAGCGUUGCCGAACGGGGCCGAACACGUACCAAAGCCUGCCAAGGGUUCACCGGUGGGAGCGGAGGUAGGAACGGUCCGGCCUGCGGUGGGUACGGUGGUUGGCGGCCUAAUUGGAAAGUUUGAGUGCAGCAGGGAGUGCGCGCCCGCUGACGUCAAAGUGACAGCAAACAGUGGUCGAGCGGGCGAUAGCGCGCUUAUCGCCGAUAGGGACAGUCCCAUCACGAACGGGCGAGCGGGCCCGCCCGCGUACGACGGACAAGUGCGCACCGCUCGGUACCGGGCGAGCGUGACGGGUAGCGAGCGGCCCGAUAAGCCGGUGAUGGGCGCCCGCGGUGCCACAGGGAACGCUGGGCGGCUGUGUGCGGGCGACACGCUGAACGCGGAGAUGAGCGCCGCCUGUGUGCGUAGGGCGGGCGGGCGGCAGCGCAAGACGGUCGUCUACAGCCGGCUGUGCCUGGACGAUGCGCUGCUGCUGGAGGCUGGCAAUGGUGCCGACGGGUCCGGGCGGCUGGACGGCUGGGCCACCCGCCAGGCGGAAGUGAUCCGCUUUCCCUGCGUGGAGCGACUGAUCGAACUGUACGCAAACAUCAUCCGCCAGAAGGAGGCUGAAGUGCAAAGAUUUAUGAGCAGUAUUGUAAGGAGCGGCGAUAAAAGUCGAUUAGAUAAGGGUGCGCCGCCGGCGGAGCGCCGGUGGCAGGGGGAAGCGGACGGUCCGCACGGCAGCAAACGACAGCGACAAGGUGACAUGGAGCGCAAGACACUGGCAGCGCUACCUGCGUCAGUGUCGCUCGAAUCACUGUCGCAAGCGAAGACGGUCGGGCCCGACCGCACCAGUACGAUACCGUCCGGCGACGACGCGGCACGUGUCAGCCGCACCAGCACCAGCCCGGCCCAGUCAGACGAAGGUUGGCGCAGCGACGACGAGGAACGGGAGCGCGCAGCCCACCAGGACCCGGCGAUGAAGAACCGCGACAAGGUGACGCGCUCGGCCAGCUCCGAUUCGGCCCUCGGGCUGGACGACGAGCUGAGCGCGCAGGAGCAGCAGCAGGCGAUCGCAACCGUCGGCAAGGUGCGGCGGCUCACGCUCGGCGUGUCCGACAUACCGCUGCGGGCGGCCCUGCUGCCCGUGCCGGAACCGGCCACCCUGCCCAGCCUCACCCUCACCGACCAGCACUGCCCGACCGUGGUGCGCAGCAAGAUGAUACUCGAGGCGCAGCUGAUCGAGCUGCCGCUGGCAGGAGGCGAGCUUCCGGCGGAACAGCAACCGGGGCAGCAGCAGCUCGGCUGCCCGCCGAGCACGUCCGUGUCGCGGCGCGAGUCCGCCCAAAGCUACAUCAGUGACGCGGGGACCGAGGGCGUCCGGUACGUCCGCACGCCGUCCGUGGUCGUGUCGGACUACUCGGACGACACGAUGUGCGGCAUCACGCUGGAGGAGAUCGAGUACUUCCGGCGGCACCGGUUGCGGCGCGGCUCGGCCGACUGCGAGUCGGACAUCAGUGCGGCCUCGUCCUGCAGCAAUCUGAACUACUGCGGCUCGUCCAUCAGCGCGCUGGACGGGUGCGAGUACCAGUGCGGGCUGCGCACGCCCGAGCGCAAGGUGUCCGACUGCUCGACCUGCUCCACCGUCAGCUGCGACGAGGACGAGGGCUACUCGCGGGUGGUGCGCGCGAAGCUCGCCACGCUCAGCUGUCUGCCCGCGGCCGACACGGUCGCGGAGGAGACGGAGCUUCCCCCGGCGGUGCCCGCAUCGCCCGCCAAGCCGGUGGUCCCGGUUGCAGCAAUCGACGAGCCGGGCGAGACGGGAGCGGACGUUCGCGUGUGCAGCAAAAAGAAGGUUAGUUCCGUUGGCAACAGCUGUGGAUAGGGGAGGUGGGGAGGGGGUAUUACCUCUGCCUCGUAGGAUUAAGUUAGUUAAGCUAUGUGAAUUCAAGCCACACACAACAGCGGGUUGUUUGUAUAUUUUGUAAGCAGCUUUAACGCAAUAAACUCAAAACUAGUAUUACAAUGGUACAA